Molecule: messenger RNA, 1704 nt
Organism: Polistes dominula (European paper wasp)
Lineage: Eukaryota; Metazoa; Arthropoda; Insecta; Hymenoptera; Vespidae
Gene: drm
Product: odd-skipped family member drumstick
Biological process (GO): embryo development; regulation of transcription by RNA polymerase II
Cellular component (GO): nucleus
Molecular function (GO): DNA-binding transcription factor activity, RNA polymerase II-specific; RNA polymerase II transcription regulatory region sequence-specific DNA binding
Source: RefSeq, a predicted model, not a curated record
AGAGAAAGAGUUAGCGAGGGAACUUGAACGAGAAGGAGAAAGAGAGGGUCGAGACCAAGAGAAGGAGCGGUGGGAAUUUAUAAGGAUGUUCGCGAUAAUGCCGAUGGAGACAGAGGGGCACGGCAGGGAGUUCGGCCGGCGGCAGAAGAUGCGCGCCAAGUGCACCGUAGAGUUCGUCUGCAAGUACUGCCAGCGGCGCUUCACCAAACCUUACAAUCUAAUGAUUCACGAGCGUAGUCACAAGGACGAUGUGACCUUCACCUGCGAGGUCUGCGGAAAGUCCUUCAAGCGGCAGGAUAAUCUCAAGCAGCACAGAUGUGGGUGGCGGUGAGCGGGAGCUCUGAAAUCUCCUGCACCUUGACACAUACCACUACUACUACUACUACUACUACACAACAACAACAAUGCACACAACAACAACAACUACAACAAAAUCAACAACAGCAACAAUCAUUACUACUACAACUACAACUACUAAUACUACUCAGUAACAAGAACAAUUCAAAUUACAACCACGCAUUCUUUGAUCAUCCCCCUCGUAUUCUUUUUUUCGAUGCACGAUGAAAGCUCAAUCAAUUUGCAAUCAAUUUUUUGACCGCCCUCCCCCCACUACAUAUCUUGCAUGCGCUAAAAUUUCUUAUAUAUAUAAGAUUUUCUUAUAUGUCCACCUCCUUCUCCUUCCACACACAUUACGUUUUUUAAUUGUUUUACUAUAUCAACUUUUUUACCUUAAAACACGCAAUCCGAUAUUAAGCUUUCGUUCUCGCUGUUUACUUUAUAUUUCAUCACUUUAUUAUCCGAAUCGUCUACGUAUUUUCUUUUAUAUUAUUAUAUCCCUUUUUUUCUUCUUCCUUUUUUUUCCUAUCUUAUCAUCCUUCUUCUUCUUUUUUUUUUGGUCUUUUACUUUACUACUUUUACUAACACUGCGCGAACAUUAGAUCGAUACGAUUGAUAAAAAAAGAAAAAAAAAGAAAAAAAAGGCUAGGAAGAAAAAGAAAGUAAUUUGAUGAAGUGAACUAUGUUGUUCUCUUCUACAAUAUACUUUCCUCAUCUUCCGAUUUCGACGAUCUCUGUUACAGGAGCAUACACUCUGUUCCCUACAAGGGCUCCAACGGCUACUCAAAUGGCUACUCUAGGUACUAGAAGCCAUCCUGCCAUAUCCGAACAAAUACAAAAAUAUUCUAAAUAUAAUACAAAGCAAAAAAAAAAACCACAAAAACAAAAACGCGCUUUUCUUUUGCAUACACUCACAUACGAUGAUGAUAAUUAUGAAUAUACAUGCAAUUAACAAAUCAUUACUGCAAUUUUUUCACAAACACGUAAAUCAAAUUACGCGUUGUUUCAAAUGAUUAUUAAUUGACAAUUAAUAUUACAAUUUAAUUAUUAUUAUUAUUAUUUCUUCUUUCAUAUUCGUGUCAUAUAUUCCCUCGUGUGUAAUUUAAUUCUCAAUCGGGUUAGCGCGUUUCUUUGAUCAUUCUUGCUUCUCUCUCGUAUAUCCCAAUCCAGUUCCUUGAGCUUAAACACCUAGACGUCAGCCACAUCAUUAAAAAAAAAAGAAGCUUUCGAUGACACCAAUUAUUAACCAGACGACAAACUAGACUUUCCAUCAAACAACACUUCUACGAACAAACCUGGAUGAGAGAGAGAAAAAAAGAAAUCUGUCACCGUCGUCAUCGUCAUCGUCAUCGUCAUCGUCAUCGUCAU